Messenger RNA from Zophobas morio, 5707 nucleotides. RefSeq lists its product as uncharacterized. Gene Ontology annotation, molecular function: protein binding. Gene Ontology annotation, biological process: protein localization to ciliary inversin compartment. Gene Ontology annotation, cellular component: ciliary inversin compartment. The transcript is spliced from 5 exons. Bases 110 to 5707 code for a protein of 1865 amino acids. Lineage: Eukaryota; Metazoa; Arthropoda; Insecta; Coleoptera; Tenebrionidae. The record is from RefSeq and is a predicted model, not a curated record.
CACGAAUAGUUUGAUUGUUCAGCUAACAUUAUAAGUGCAGAUAAAAUGUUUGUAAGUCGUGCCUAGGGAUAGUACCCAACUUUGACGCAAAUCUGUUCUAUCCCACGAAAUGAGUGCCUUAAGACAUCAUGUGGAUUCCGAAAACCAAGGAAAAUCGACCACAUCAACGCGAAGUGGAGAAAAAAAGUUUAAGAAACGAGGCGGCACAACGGAUAAGGGCAAGGAUUACGAGCAUCUGUAUAUGGCACAUUUAAUCUUAAGACUGACGCUUGAUGACGACGUCGAAAACUUUUACUUAUCUUCAAAUGACGAAGAAUUUGGGGAUUUCGAUGACGUUGUGGUUGAAAUUGUAUUUAAAGAUCGUACGGAAACAUACGCAAUACAGUUGAAACACAUCGACAAAAAAACUCCUUUAGGAAGAGCUCAGCUGACUGCAAAGACGGGAAAGAAAAAUUUUAGCAUCGAGAAAUAUUACGACACUUUUAAUAAUUGUUCAAGGCUGAAACAAGAUGUCAAGAUGAUUUUGUUUACCAACACUUCGUUGAAUAUGGACGAGGCAAAAGAGUUCGAUUUCGGUCAACUUUCAGUAAAAUUUGUACCCAGCGAAGAAAAUAAAAUACUGAAUACUUCAGGAAAAAAUUCUUGUUGUCACACACUUAAAAAUAAUCAAGACGGUUCAAGUAAAUAUGAUGCGUUUUUCGAAAAAUUCUACUUCUACACAGAUCAAGCCGAUGUUACGCAACUUGACAAUGAUCUACGUGAAAUGUUGAAGAAAAAUUUUAAGUGUGACGAAUCCAUCGUCAGCCAGUAUUUACAGUUUAUAACCCAGUGGAGUAUGAAAGCGGGUAACAAACUGAAGCUGGACAAAAGCUGGAUGACGCGUUUUAUUACAUUGUGCGUUUUGUCACCCCAUGUCAGGCCAUUGGCAUUUGAUGCCACGAGAUCUGUUAACGAAAAAGAAACGAUCUUUAGAGAGGUGGCUUCAAAAUUCGACUUCAGCAUUAUCGACGAAAGAAAUUAUGAGAAAAUUAGUCACCUUUGGUCGGACACCAUCAACGAGUUACAAGAUUUAACAGAAGCGGGGAAAAUUAAUGGCAAAUAUUUACUUUUCCUGAAGACGCUCCGAGUCAAAGAAGAUCUGUUCAGGGACGAUCCGUUAAAGGUGAAUAAGUUGCUGUGGUUGCUCGGAAAAUGUCCUUUGGUUGUACAAGAAUGUCCACAAGUUUACGGAACAUUUAAAAUUGGCUGCAAAAAUGUCAUCGUGUUGAAAGCUGCGACAAAAUCAGUCGAUGAGAACAAUAAAACUACACUUGGUCAGAAUGUGUUCCAAAAAUUGUCCGAUCUGAAAGAACAAGUGGAGUUAUACGAAAAAAUUCUGACCUCUUUCACGUAUUCUAUAGAAGGACAAAAGGAGACUGCUUUGACACAUUUACUAGAAGCGUGCGAAAAAAUCGAUUCUUUGAUCACUUCAGAUAAAGUGGUCGAGAUGUUGGAAGGUCCACUGCCAAUAGGUAACCAAAAAGAAGUUUUACCACCUAGUCACGUUGAAAGAAGUCUGACGAAGAUUUUAAUAGACUUAGAAUUUUUAAAACGUAAUUCAAAAAAAAGUGUUAUUUUUGUUAGCAGUGUCGCGAAUUUUAAAAGUUUUAAGAAUCUGCUACCCGAUAUUAAAAUAAACGAAAUAUCAAAUAUGAAUGAAAGAGAAAGUAUGAAACUGUUCGACUGUGGACAAGUUUAUAUAAGCAAGAAACACUUUUCACUAAAAGAAUGCACUGCUCUUUUCAAGAAGAAUGCAGAAGUAGAAGUUCACCAUUUCCGCUACUUUAACAAACAGUAUUUGGAGUGGAUAAGUAGUGAACAUUCACAAGGACAACGCUUCAACGAACUCAAAAAAUUUUGUUUGAACGAUGAAUUCAACGUGUAUACGUUACACCAGUCUCAACUUUUUAGCAGUGGAGAGCAAGAUGUCAACAUUUUCUGUGCUGAACCAGGUAUGGGCAAGAGCACGUUGAUGAAGAGCUUAAAAACCAACACUUCUUCUGCAAAGUGGACGAUCGUGAUCUAUGCCAGAAAUCACUUUACUCACUUUAGAGAAAAUGGAGCGGACGUUGUAAAGUUCAAGGAAUAUAUUUUUACCAACGUUAGAAAAAAGUGCUCCAACAUCGACCAACAAGUAUUCAAAGCAAUGCUGGAGCGAAAUAACAUACAAGUAAUUUGGGAUGGUCUGGACGAAGUUACAGAUGCCACUCUAGAAGCGAUUUUAACCUUGGUACAAACUUUAGCAGAAAGCGGAGUGCAGCAAUGGUUAACAGCACGGAACAACUUGAAAACUAAACUGGAAAACAGGUUAGGUAGUUUUUCGCGAAAUAUCAAACAAUUCGACGCCCAAGAACAACGAGAAUAUCUGAAAGAACGUUUGGAACUUCCGGCGGACGAUUUAACCGCGACGUUUAUUAAAAUUAAGAAAAAUCUUAUGUCUUUUCCAAAUUACAAAAUAUUGGGCAUUCCUCUGCAGAUUUAUAUGCUGACUGAAUUGUUUUCAAAAGACAAGGAAAAAUAUUUGAAUUUACUAGAUAGCGUUUUUACCGUGCUCGAUUUAUAUCGACAUUUCGUAGAUGAAAAAUUUAAAGUUUUUUAUCAAGAAAAGAAUAAAUUCGAUUUAUCUGUAGAACGCAUGUUUCAAAAAUUUGAAGACGAAAAGGAAGCUAAAAUCAACUGCUAUAAAACUGUAGCUGCUCGUUCUUACUUAGAAGAUCUCUCUGUCACAAAUAUUGACGUAGAUUUCGAAAUUCAGUUAAAAUAUUUUUUGCAGGAAAUAGAAAAUGGGGGGGAUGCUGUGGGAUUUAUAUGUCAAAUUGCAAGUAAUGGAGGUGUUGAAUUUAGUCACAACUCGUAUGGCGAAUAUUUUGCAGCUCUGUAUCUUUUUGAAACUUAUCCAUCGACGGCACGAGAUACAAAAUUCGUGUCGGACGGUCGCUACAAUAAUAUUCGAUUUUUUCUAGAUUUAAUGUUAUGCAAAAAUUCUAAAGGUUUUAUAUCCGUUGUAUAUAAAAAUCCUUUACUGUUAGAUGAAUGCACUGAACUAGAUCUGAAUGAAAAAGAUUGCAUCGGUCGUGAUAUAUUAGAGGUGACAUGCGCUCGUAGUAAAAAUUAUAGGACUACUUAUUCUAAGGCUAAAACAAUUAUAACUAGGCGUGGCAAAUUUGCCACAAGAUGGGUGGUUGCUAAAGGAGACACAGGUGACUUAGAUUAUAUACCAAUAUCAGAAGCUUUUUGUAAAAUUAGUACAUCAAUUGACAUUCGUACCAAAAAAUUACUGCUUUUCUUUCCUUUUUUAAUUUCAUAUUACGAAACACGUUACACUGAUCAAAACUAUUUAAGAAUGAUUCUAUAUUAUGCGAUCAGAUUUGAUUUUGUUGUAAUUUUUGAAUACGUUGAGCAUUAUCCUAAAUUGAAGGAAGCCUUUAAUGGCAUCAACUUCGGCAGUAUUUUAACUGUCGCAAUGUAUUACAGAUCGCAACGAAUCUUAGAAAAACUUUUCUUAAAUGAGCAAUCUUACUACAAUAUUCCUUCUGUAAGCUCUUUAAGACUUCGCCGCAAUAAAAUAGACGAAAUAUUCGUUUAUAUUUUAUUAAAUAUUGAAAUUAGAUUAGACAUUCCAAAUUCCGAAGGUCAGUUUCUAACGCACUACGCUUGUGAAAAAAACUUGCAUAAGACGCUCAAAUUGUUAAACGCGAAAAAUGUUAAAUGGGAUACUUUUGACGCAAAUGGUGGAUGUGCUAUCCAUAAUGCGUGUACGAAGAAAAAAAUGGAUGUAUUAAAAUCACUCAUCAGAAUUGGUUGUGACAUCAACGUUCCAGACGCAAAUGGUUACUUUCCAAUACAUUAUGCGUGUCAGAACUUAAAUGAAAAACAGAUUAGUUUCUUGGUAACCCAUGGUGCCGAAUUAAAUGUUCCGAGUCCAAGAGGUUGGAUGCCGCUACAUCUUAUGUGCGAGGAAGGCUGUUUUGAUAUGGCAAAACUGUUAAUGUUACACGGUGCAGAUUUGAAUGUACUGGAUGGCCAAGGGCGUUUGCCCAUUCAUUAUAUAUGCGAAAAAGGUAAUGUAGAAAUGGUAAAGCUAAUGGUAACUAAUGGGGCGAAAGUAGAUGUUCCCGACAAAAAUGGAAAAUUUCCGAUACACUAUAUGUGCAAAUUUGGCAAUGUACACAUGGUAGAGUUGUUGGUUAUGAAUGGUGCGAAGUUUGAUGUAGCAGAUGUAGACAGCCGAUUACCGAUUCAUUACGCAUGCGAAAAUUAUUCCGAUACAGUAAGACUGUUGAUAAAAGAAAAUGCAAAAACCGAUAUUCCUGAUAGAUAUAGCAAGUUACCGAUUCAUUACAUGUGUGAGCAAGGAGCAGGGGAUAUUGUCGAAUUACUAAUUAAGACUGAUAAAUCUGUGAUAAAUGUUGCAGAUGCAAAUAAUUUUCUACUUUUGCCUUAUGCCUGCGAAAAUAGAUAUUUUGAUUUAGAUUUAGAUGUUCUUGAAUUAAGUGGUUGUCCGCCACUACAUUAUGCGAUCGAUUCUGGAAAAUUAGAUCUCGUAAAUUUUUUGGUGGCGAAUGGUGCGAAGGUCGAUUUUCCUGAUGAAAAAGCUCUAUUGCUUUUGCGCAAUGCAUGUGUAAAUAAGCAUGUGGAUACAAUGAUUUUUUUGUUGGAGAAUGGUACUAAAGUGAAUGAUCAGUUACAGAUCCAUUUUGUGUGCCGAAAAGGAUAUCUUGAUGUACUGAAAGUACUGAUAGCGUAUGAUAUGAAAAUAGAUGCUCCAGAUGGAUUUGGCAUACUACCGCUGCAUUGUGCUUGUGUGGCAGGUGACGUUGACAUAGUAAAUCUACUUCUAGCUAAAGGCGCAGAAGUAAAUAUUCCGGAUUCAGAUGGUAACCUACCAAUGCAUUUUGCGUGUUUGAAUAAUGAAUUUGGUUCCCGAAUAAUAUCACUUCUACUAGAAAAAAAUGCAAGCGUCAAUGUUCCGAGUGCAAAAGGCUACCUACCGAUACACUUUGCGUCUGGAUUGGGGUCCAGGAUUAUAGAUCUCAGUUAUUACUUUAGGAUCGAGAAUAAAAUUAAUAACAAUGUACUGAGAAUGUUGGUGGAGCUAGAUGCGAGCUUGAAUACUCCAAACCCAGAUGAUCUGCUGCCUAUACAUUCUGUGUGCGAAAGUGGUGAAAUAGAUAUGGUAAAAUUACUAGUAAGCAAUGGUACGAAUGUAAAUGCUUCUGAUGCACGUGGACGGCUACCAAUUCAUUACGCGUGUGAGUCGACUGUUUGCACUGAUGAAAUACUGUCGUUUUUAAUCAAAAAAGGUGCCAGCGUGAAUGCUGCAGAUGUAGAUCGAGUGUUACCAAUACAUGUAGCUUGUGCCAAAAGUAGUCUACAUACAGUAAAAUUACUAAUAGCACACGGUGCAGAUAUAUAUGGUACUGAUAAGAAUGGACGCCUGCCCUUUAAUUACGCAUAUAAAAACAGAUUAUACCGUCCCCCGAAAACCCCACAAACGUAUCUCCCCCGCACCCCUCCCCCUUCCACUCCGGAACCCUGCUAUUAUAUCGCUGCGAAAUUUUUAAGUGGCACCGGUAAUGACGAGAAAGCGCAAUUCCAGGCCGACCGGACUAAUCCGGAUGAGGCAACCUUUCCGAUCCCUGCGGAACGGAAAAAACCCUCCGCCUAA